Messenger RNA from Phytophthora nicotianae INRA-310, 189 nucleotides. RefSeq lists its product as hypothetical. NCBI's taxonomy places the organism in Eukaryota, Oomycota, Peronosporomycetes, Peronosporales, Peronosporaceae. The coding region runs from base 1 to 189 and encodes 62 amino acids. The record is from RefSeq and is a predicted model, not a curated record. The transcript has a single exon.
AUGAUUCCUCCUACCAGCAAUCGAUGCGAGUGCCACUUCUCGCGGUGCAAGUUGGUGUUCAAUCAUCUACGCACCAGUCUGCUACCAGCUAACUUCGAGUUGCUGGUGUUCCUACGUGCCAACCGGGAGCUCUGGAACUUCACAUCUCUGUUGGGGUUCCAUGAGGCGGCCGAUGAAGACGCAGAGUAG